This is a messenger RNA of Vigna unguiculata (cowpea), 666 nucleotides long. The record is from RefSeq and is a predicted model, not a curated record. NCBI's taxonomy places the organism in Eukaryota, Viridiplantae, Streptophyta, Magnoliopsida, Fabales, Fabaceae.
ACCCUUAGGAAACAGGUAGAUAGUAUCUUCUGAAACUCUUACCCAACCAAAUGAGUCCAAGUUUUAAGAUGUCAUAUCACCUUAACUUCGGAUAAACGAGAUAAGAAUUGGGUUCCUUUGGUUGUUGCAUCUAUAAAAUUGGGCUUAGUUAGUAGAGAAUUCGACAAGAAAAAAAGUUAAGAGAAAAGGUGUGCAGAGAAAAGGGGAAGAUGGGAGACUUGAUGCAGAGAAUUAUGGCAAUGAUUGAGGCUGAGCAAGCAGCCAAAGGCUCCAACAAUGCUUCUUCAAACUCAUUCAACAACCAUGGCAGCGGUCCCCAGGAUUUCGGCGGUGCAACCAUCAACAGUGGUCAAUAUGCAGGUAACCGUAACAGGUUUAAACACUCAGAGCACUACGGUGAACGGAUUCUGAAUAACACUGGUACUUUCAACGGUAAUGGCAACGGAGGGACUAUUCAGGGUGGCUUUAAGGCUGAAACAUCCAACUUCUAUUAAUUAUACGACGUAUUUCAUAUAUCCAAGGUGGUCAGCAUCCAUGAUGUACUAUCUGUCAUGUUAUGUUGUAUUAUAAACACAUAAAUAAUGUAGAGCUACGGCUCUUGCUCUAUAUAAGAAUAAAUAAAAUGGUAUUGGGGUGUUAUCCAAUCCCCUUCUUUCUUUUUUUUUA